Messenger RNA from Xenopus laevis (African clawed frog), 1450 nucleotides. It is a transcript of the gene uqcrb.L, whose product is annotated as ubiquinol-cytochrome c reductase binding protein L homeolog. Gene Ontology annotation, biological process: mitochondrial electron transport, ubiquinol to cytochrome c. Lineage: Eukaryota; Metazoa; Chordata; Amphibia; Anura; Pipidae. Bases 91 to 363 code for a protein of 90 amino acids. The record is from RefSeq and is a predicted model, not a curated record. The transcript has 4 exons. Gene Ontology annotation, cellular component: mitochondrial inner membrane; respiratory chain complex III.
UCCCUUACUUCCCAUUACACUUCCGCCCACACUCUAGGCAACGUCAUUUGUGCGCGACUAUACGUCAGACGUCAUUCUCACUGCAGAAAGAUGGCAGGUCGGGCACCGGUUGCUGCGUCAGGCCGACUCUUGGACGGUUUGAGGAAAUGGUAUUAUAAUGUUGCCGGAUUCAACAAGCUCGGUUUAAUGAGAGAUGACACCAUUUAUGAAGAUGAUGACGUGAAAGAAGCAAUAAGGAGGCUGCCACCUACAGUUUAUGAUGACAGAAUUUUCCGUAUUAAGAGGGCACUGGACCUUGGCAUCAGACAGCAGCACCUCCCAAAAGCACAGUGGACUAAAUAUGAAGAGAAGAUCUAUAGCUGACCUGGUGCUGCCUUCACUGCUCACAGCACAAAUCAGACUAACGGACAAUACAGACAGGCUGAAAAGAAUCCUCUCUAGCACCACAGCAUCUGACUUCCGGUUUUUCAAAGAAGUCGGGCUAGGAGACGUGGAGCGUGCACGUUGGAUGUAGCAGAGGGCAUGCCGCCUUAUCCCUACAAUCGGAAGCAGAUAUUUAUUAUGGUAUUUUUAAAAGCAUUAAAAUAGUUAACAUUGUGUUUUAUGGAGUUGUUACUGAAGGGGGCUAUAAUGGGUUUUUUUUUUACUUACAAAUUUUAAGUGUUACUGGUCCUUUAACUACAGUACCUAGUCUCCCCUGACAGCCUUUUGCUGAAUCUUGACAUUGGUGAGCUUUUAAAGUGACAGUGACAUGCCUUUCUGUGCCCAGAGAUAAAGCUCCUUCAUCUGAUUCCAACUAUCCCAGCCCUUUCCAUUGAUAUCAUCUUGCCCUGCAAUACCCAGGCUAUUCCAUAAGUGCAGUCCCACCAUCAGAAAUAGAAAUCCAUCUGGUACAAUUGAGUCCUUCUAAAAGCAAUGAGCCAUCCCCCCCCAAAAAAAGACUGCUCUAACAGUGGUUGAAGAGUCAUUUGCUGGAGACCCCUGGUUUAAAAACACUGGGGCUCAAUUAUAAACACUGGGCAAAAUUGCACCUAGGCAGUAACCCAUAGCAACCAAUCAGUGAUUAGAUUUUUUCUAAGGAAAACAACGAAAGCAAUCAUCUGAUUGGUUGCUGUGGGUAACUGCCCAGGUGCAAAUUUGCCCAGUGUUUAUAAAUUUUCGGGUCCUUAAAAUUCUUCAAAGUUAAGUCUCCAAUUUUUUAAUAAAUGACCCCCCAAUCGAAUUUCAACUAAAACUGAAUUCAUGUGAGUUAAAAAAAAAAAAAUAAAAAAAAAAAACUCGCAUGGAUUUGAAAUUUGACCCUUGAUAAAUGUGCCUCUUAAUGUAAAUGAGGCUAAUAUGUGAACGGCGUAUAUUUAAUGAUGUCACUGAAAUGAUUGAAUUCUGUUUUUGCUUUAAGGAUGUUCACUAUCUGGAACCAUAUCUGAAAGAAGUGAUUUGUGAAAGAACA